Messenger RNA from Eurypyga helias (sunbittern), 1356 nucleotides. RefSeq names its product sarcalumenin (gene SRL). Gene Ontology annotation, molecular function: GTP binding. NCBI's taxonomy places the organism in Eukaryota, Metazoa, Chordata, Aves, Eurypygiformes, Eurypygidae. The annotation marks the transcript as partial. The record is from RefSeq and is a predicted model, not a curated record. The transcript is spliced from 3 exons.
AUGGGGAGAUCACUUCCAAGCCAAUGGUGCUAUUCCUGGGACCGUGGAGCGUCGGCAAAUCCUCCAUGAUAAACUACCUCCUUGGGCUGGACGACACUCCCUACCAGCUCUACACAGGGGCAGAACCCACCACCUCCGAAUUCACCGUCAUCAUGCACGGCCCCAAGCUGAAGACCAUCGAGGGCAUCGUGAUGGCUGCUGACAGCGCCCGCUCCUUCUCACCCCUGGAGAAGUUUGGGCAGAACUUCUUGGAGAAGCUGAUAGGGAUCGAGGUGCCCCACAAACUGCUGGAGCGGGUCACCUUUGUGGACACACCGGGCAUCAUUGAGAACCGCAAACAGCAAGAACGAGGUUACCCAUUCAACGAUGUGUGCCAGUGGUUCAUUGACAGAGCUGACCUCAUCUUCGUUGUCUUUGACCCUACGAAGCUGGAUGUGGGCUUGGAGCUGGAGAUGCUGUUUCGCCAGCUGAAGGGCCGCGAGUCUCAGAUCCGAAUCAUCUUGAACAAAGCCGACAGCCUGGCUACCCAGGAGCUCAUGAGAGUCUAUGGGGCCUUAUUCUGGAGCCUGGCUCCUCUCAUCAACGUCACAGAGCCACCCCGGGUGUAUGUUAGCUCCUUCUGGCCGCAGGAGUACCAUCCGGACACCCACAAAGACCUGUUCCUCAAAGAAGAGAUAUCGCUCCUGGAAGAUCUCAACCAGGUGAUUGAGAACAGGAUGGAAAAUAAGAUUGCCUUCAUACGCCAGCACGCCAUCCGGGUGCGCAUCCACGCCCUCUUGGUCGAUCGCUACCUACAGACCUACAAGGACAAAAUGACCUUCUUUAGCGAUGGAGAACUGGUGUUCAGGGACAUUGUGGAAGAUCCUGACAAGUUCUUUAUCUUUAAGUCCAUUCUGGCAAAGACCAAUGUCAGCAAAUUUGACCUCCCCAACCGUGAGGCUUACAAGGACUUCUUUGGCAUCAACCCCAUCACCAGUUUUAAGCUGCUGUCUCAGCAGUGUUCCUACAUGGGAGGGUGUUACCUGGAGAAGAUCGAGAAGGCCAUCGCUCGCGAGCUUCCCGAUCUCUUGGGAAGCAUUGGCUUGGGGAAGAAGCCCAACGUUCUCUCCUGCGACGUCACUGGCUGUGGCGAAACCCCAAAGAAUCGUUACAGGAAACCCUAAGGUGUUCUGUGAUAUAACCGUCCACGUGUUCCUACCGGUGAAUGAGCUUAUGUCUUAUCUGUCCAAGCAGCCACGGUUUGUUAACCCUUUGAGCGCCACACUGGCAAAGGCUACCGUACGAUGAGGACUUGUCUUUGACAUCGAUGGCAGGGGAAGAUGGGUGGGCAUAAGAAAGAGAAUAAAAACUGUGAAU